AUGCUGCUUUCCAACCCAGAACACAUCAUCGCUAUCUUCAAGGCCACGAAGCAAGCUGGUGCAAAGCCGGCAACCAGUAUGGCACUUCGCAGAGCAUUCGGUGCCUCAGUAAAAGCAGCCAAAUACUGGGACGCGGAUGACUCGGGUAUCGCGGUUCAACCGCGCAAGGCCAUCUACAAGGCUCCAAACGAGCGUCUCAUUCUGGCCCUCGAAAAGCAGCUCAAUGCUGAGGGUAUCCAGGAACAACGGACACAUUACCCAGACUUGUACGCCUUCGUUCAAUCAGUAGUAGGCCGGUCCGCUACAAAGACCCUAAUGGGCCCAUAUCUACUGGAGCUAAGUCCAGACAUUUUGGAUGACUUCCAGAUUUACGACAAAAAUUUACUCAAGUUCCUCUUUGGUUGGCCGCGCUGCUUGGCGCGUGGCGCCUAUCAGGCGCGAGAUCGACUUCUGAUGGCAGUGGAGAAGUGGCAUACCAAGGCACACAAGAAAGCCAGUGAGAAUGUUGAUAAAAUUGCGCCCGAGGAUCCGGAGUUCGACGCGUAUUUCGGUUUCAAAUUGAUCAGAGCAAGACAGAGUGCGAUGAUGAAGAUGGGCGUUUUAGAUGACCGCGACAGAGCCACUCCAGACUUAGGCUUGAUGUUUGCCUUGGAGAAUGAACCAUUCCUGUGGGCGAGACACUCUAUUUUCAAUCGCAAGGCCGCUUUCAUCGAUGAGGCCUGGAACGCUAUGGGCCAUAGUCCGGGAAAACCACUGGCUAUCUUCGACGCGGAACGUUUCCUUGUCGCCCAGGAUAUUAACGCCACAACUCAACGUGACGAGCCAACAUUCUCGCUAGAGGGCCUAGCUGGAUGCUGGCUGCCCUUCCGAGGGGGCCAACGUAUGUGUUCAGGGCGGCAUUUCACAAAGUCCCGGAUGCUGGGAACAUUUGCUAUGCUUUUUACCAGAUACGAGCUGGAGCUAGCUCCCGGUGUUGGUGAUGUCAAACCGGAUCUGAAAUGGUAUCCAACAGGGACAUUACCGCCAUCAGACAAAGUUCUAUUUCGGAUCCGUAUGAAGGUCGGUGUUCAAAUCUAG
Cryphonectria parasitica EP155 is the source of this 1077-nucleotide messenger RNA. RefSeq lists its product as uncharacterized. The transcript has 3 exons. The record is from RefSeq and is a predicted model, not a curated record. NCBI's taxonomy places the organism in Eukaryota, Fungi, Ascomycota, Sordariomycetes, Diaporthales, Cryphonectriaceae. Gene Ontology annotation, molecular function: oxidoreductase activity, acting on paired donors, with incorporation or reduction of molecular oxygen; heme binding; iron ion binding. Bases 1 to 1077 code for a protein of 358 amino acids.